GUCGUUUUAUCCAUAUAUGUAAUACUUCUAUUUGGUUUUAUCUUUCAAACGAUUUUAACCUUGAAGAUUUUUCAUUUCCAUGCCAAUUUAUGUAAACAAUUGUUGAGAUAAUAAUAUUGGACAGACAACAGAAACGAAACGUGUUAAAUAGCUACUUUAUGAUAAGUGCUUUAACUAUAAGACUAUAACACAAUGAUAGCUAAAGUAAUGGAAAUUAUACUCAGUCUCAAUUUUAUAACAUAAUAAUUGACUGUUUGAAUUUGAUUGAUUGAUUAAAGUACGAUAAGGAAAGAUCAAUUUUAAAUACAAAAAUGAAUGGUUAUAAUAGACUGGAAAAUAGAGAAAAUUAUGCAUCUAUAGAAGUUCAUAAUUUCCAAGAAAUAUUAAGUGAAUCACGAGAUUCAGUUGAGUUCAAAAUAUGGGGUUUGAGGGAAAGUAAAAUCAAAACAUUUUUUUAUCAUUUUAUUUGUGUGUUAUUUCUUGGAAUACCAUAUUUUAUAUUAAGUUCUUAUCCAAAGGUUAAAAAGAUUAAAUUCAAUGAAGAAGAGCUGAAGACUGCUUCAGUUUUAUUAGUGUGUGAUAAUCAUGGUCAAUACAAAUAUAUUAAAGUAGAGACUGAAAAUGUAUCCUUGCCGACCAUAAAUCAACUUAGAUAUUUUUUUCAUCAACAUACCAAAUAUCUGUGGGAUGCAAAUAUAAAUGCAUUUGUUACAUUAGAUCAAUUAAUUCCAUCAAAAUCAGUGGAUGACUAUUUAAAAAAUACAGAUGGUCUAACUGAUGAUGAAUACCAAAACAGCUUAGAUUUGUAUGGAUUUAAUAAAAUAGAGGUGGAAAUAAAAUCCUAUUGGACUUUAUUUAUUGAAGAAAUUCUUAAUCCGUUCUACGCCUUUCAAGUAUGUUCCAUUAUCUUAUGGAGUAUUGACGAUUACGCUGUGUAUGCUGCUUGUAUUGUUAUUCUAACUUUAUUUUCUAGUGUAACAUCACUACUUCAAACUCGGAAGCAAAGCGAAGCUCUUCAUGAUUUGAUUGAAUCAUCGAAAUGUCAUGAAGUUACAGUGAUACGUAAAAAAAUAGAAGGGAACCAAAGUAUGGUGAUUGAUCCAUAUCUUCUGGUGCCUGGAGAUCUCAUUGUUCUUCCUGCUUCUAAAUAUAUCAUGCCGUGUGAUGCAGUACUUCUUACUGGCCAGUGUAUUGUCAAUGAAAGUGUUUUGACAGGGGAAAGUUUGCCAGUAAAAAAGCCUGCAUUACAAUCCAGCACAGAAAUUUACAACAUUGAAACACAUAAACGACACACGAUCUUUUCGGGUACAACUGUGAAUCAAACACGUUACUACAAAGGCGAACACGUAUUAGCAAGAGUAGUGCGAACUGGUUUUGAUACGACAAAAGGUUCACUUGUUAAAAGUAUACUAUUUCCAGCACCUGUUGGUUUGAAGUUUUAUAAAGACAGUAUGAAAUUCGUUCUGGUUUUAUUUGUUAUAGCAACUAUUGGAAUGUCAUAUUGUUUAUACCUUUAUAUUUCUCGAUCUGCACCUUUGCGAGAUAUCAUUAUAAGAUCUUUGGAUUUAAUAACCAUCGUUGUUCCGCCAGCAUUACCCGCUGCAAUGGCAGUUGGUACAGUAUAUAGUCAAAGCCGUUUGAAAAAAUUUGGAAUAUUUUGUAUAAGUCCACCCAGAAUUAACGUUUGUGGAAAAAUUAAAAUUGCGUGCUUCGAUAAGACGGGUACUUUAACUCAUGACGGGUUAGAAAUGAGUUGUGUGAUUCCUUGCAAAAAUUCUACAUUUUCCGAACCUGUAAAUGACGUUAACGUUUUGGAUAUAGAAGAUCGAUUGGUUCAAUCAAUGGCUGCCUGUCACUCUUUGACAAGAAUUCAAAAUGAGCUGAAUGGUGAUCCGUUGGAUUUAAUUAUGUUUCGAUUCACAAAUUGGAAAUUAGAAGAACCUGGACAAUCAGAAAAUACUAGAUUUGAUAUGCUAGGGCCAAAUGUAGUGUCACCAUUCUCCCAAAAUGACAUAUUACAGGAUUUGAACAUCGCUAACUACGAACUACCAUAUUUAAUAGGUAUAUUGAAGGAAUUUACUUUUUCUUCGACACUACAAUGUAUGUCUGUAAUAUGUCGUGAUUUACGCCAAACGAAUAUGAUUGCUUUUACAAAAGGAGCUCCAGAAAAAUUGCUCGGUUUGUGUCAUACUGAAAGUAUUCCCAAAGAUUUUCAUGAGAGACUGUCUCAAUAUACCGCGCAAGGUUAUAGAGUUAUUGCUUUGGCUUACAAGGAUUUACCAAAUACUUUUAGAUGGAUCGACGCGGAAAAAGCUAAGAGAGAUAAGAUAGAAUGUGAUUUAACUUUUCUUGGUUUUUUGAUUAUGCAUAAUCCGUUGAAAGAAGAAACUACUCCUGUAAUAAAAAUGUUACAUAAUGCGAAUGUAAGGACAGUUAUGAUAACAGGUGAUAAUAUCUUAACUGCAGUUAGUGUGGCAUAUGACUGCCAUAUGGUGAAUAAGACAGAUGAAAUUUUCAUUAUAACAGUUGAGGAUAACGAAAAUAGAGUUCCUAAAAUUCAUUUUGAAAGGGUGGGAGGUCCAGUAGUUAACGAUUUUGUUACUAUUAAUUUGAAUUUUGAACACCAUCACUUCGCUAUAGAUGGAAAAAAUUGGAACAAAUUAAUUACUCAUUUUCCACAUAUAAUUCCCAAUAUAUUAGUUAAAACUAAGGUAUUUGCUAGAUUCCAGCCCGACCAGAAAACACAGCUGAUAAUGUUUUUUCAAAAAUUGGAUUAUAUUGUUUCUAUGGUAGGCGAUGGUGCUAAUGAUUGUGGGGCUUUGAAAGUAGCUCACGUGGGAGUGUCUUUAUCAGAGGCAGAAGCUAGUGUUGCUGCUCCAUUUACCUCUUCAAUAAAAAAUAUUUCAUGUUUAGUUUAUUUAAUAUUGGAAGGAAGAUGUGCUUUAGUUACAAGUAUGGCUAUUUUCAAAUAUAUGGCGCUUUAUAGUUUGAUACAAUUUUUUUCCGUCCUAAUUUUAUACAAGUUACAUUCAGAAUUGGCAGACUACCAGUUUUUAUUUGUUGACUUAAUAAUAACAACUAGUUUAGCAAUAACUAUAGGAAGACAAGGUCCGUCCGACAAAUUAGGUCCAAAACGUCCGAUGAGUUCAUUGGUUGCAGCCAAAAACGUCAUCCCUCUCUUUUUACAAAUUAUCGUCUGUGCCUCAGUUCAAAUUUCAGCUAUUUUUUAUCUACUUACUCAAAGAUGGUUUACACCUAUCUCAAGCAAUACACUGAAUGAAACACAAGUUUCUUGGGAGAACACUGUAAUUUUCACCGUGUCUUGUUAUCAGUACAUUAUAUUAGCUAUUGUUUAUUCGAAAGGACAACCAUAUCGUGAAAGACUGGUAACGAAUUUCUGGUUUUUAGUAUCGGCUCUUUCAUUAAUAAUAUUUAUUACUUGGUUAAUUGUUUAUCCUUGUAAAUUUAUGGCAGAUUUGAUGGGAUUGGUUUACAUACCACAUGGAAAACGAGUGGAGAAUGAUUUUAAAUAUAGUUUGUUAGUGUUUCCGCUUAUUCAUCUGUGUCUUGCUGCUCUCAUUGAGGUGGGAAUGAGCGAUAGGGAAUGGUUGAAAAGGGCGAUACAAUUUCUUACCUGUAAAUCUACUCCAAAAAAUUUUUACAAUUUGAUUUUAAAAGAAAAUCAAUUUUCGAUGGUAAAUAGUGAUAUUACAUAGAUUGUUGGAAACACUAAAGACAUUAAGUAUAAAAAUAACAAAUGUUUGAACACAUAUUAUUGAAUUGAUAAAUUUGUUUCAAAAUGGUGCUCGAGUUUAUUCCAGUCACAUAUUUGCAUUGAAGAGUUUGAAUUGCAUAUGUUCAAAACAGUAUUUUUAGCAGAAAUAUAUUUUUAAUUAAUUUGCUACCACAUAAACGAAUUGAUAUAGAAUUUAUGAAACUUUAUGUACUCUGUUACUCUGAAUUUAUGGCUAAUGUAUGCCUAUAAAAAAUUUAUGUUCACUACAUUA
Molecule: messenger RNA, 4007 nt
Organism: Diorhabda carinulata
Lineage: Eukaryota; Metazoa; Arthropoda; Insecta; Coleoptera; Chrysomelidae
Product: polyamine-transporting ATPase 13A3-like
Exons: 17
Coding region: 312-3716 (1134 amino acids)
Biological process (GO): polyamine transmembrane transport; intracellular calcium ion homeostasis
Cellular component (GO): membrane
Molecular function (GO): P-type transmembrane transporter activity; polyamine transmembrane transporter activity; ATP hydrolysis activity
Source: RefSeq, a predicted model, not a curated record